Messenger RNA from Psammomys obesus (fat sand rat), 2652 nucleotides. RefSeq names its product CFAP20 domain containing (gene Cfap20dc). The record is from RefSeq and is a predicted model, not a curated record. NCBI's taxonomy places the organism in Eukaryota, Metazoa, Chordata, Mammalia, Rodentia, Muridae. The coding region runs from base 238 to 2238 and encodes 666 amino acids. The transcript has 16 exons.
GUAGAUUACGCACAAUCCCUCCGCCGGCAGGGCCAGCAGGUCGCUGUGCCAUCAGUCCCCUGCCGUGGCGCCCAGAGCGGGGACCAGGAUGGCGCGGGUCGGAGGCUGGGGGCGCAGCUGACUGCGGGCGCGAGGCACCGGAGAGCGCCCGAGCCAUCGGGGCCCAGAGCCGCCUCUGCCCGCCCAUCUGCAGCCAGCAAACUCUGUGUCCCCCCAAAACCCGGGCCCUCUGCGGGAAUGUUCAAAAAUGAGUACCAGGGAGGUGCAUUUGUUGAAAUUUUUAGCGCUCAGGGGAAAAAUCCUGGAGCAAAAUGGAAGAUCUUCGGCAGUCCAUCUGUGAUUUGGAAAGAAUUUGAUAAAGAAGUUAAAAGUUUUGUAUUUGUCCUGGAAGGUAGCAGCCAAACCAACAGAAUUCAAUUGCCAAAGGAGAACAAGCAAAUCCUUGGACUGAUCCAGAGGUUUCUGGUACUUCAGAUUUACAUACCCCUGGGACAGGACUUCUCGACUGAAUUACUAAUUACUGAUUUAGGAAACAUCAAAAGAAGAUUGUAUUUAUCAACAGUCCAUAAGGAACUGUCCUCAACCCCUCUUCAUGCAAAAAUUCCACUCUUCAUGAUCAAGCGUAAAAUUUGGUGCAAUCUGUGCAUUGACCUGGUCGCCUUCACGAGUGAGAUAUUCAAGGGAGCAGUUUUCCAGUCGCUGGAUGGAAUUAUUGUCUCCGCUAACUGUAAGCUACGGAAGAUCUUCACUUUAAAAUCAAAGCCUCAGGAAACAGCCGAUAAAGAUGAUGAACCCACAGAUAUUAUUCCACGAAGCUGUCAACUCUCAGCAGAUGUUCCUCAUGUCACACAGCUGUUAAACAUGACAAAACUCCGCCAAACUGAAAUACAAUUUGGAGGUCAUCCUCUGAGAUCAGCAGAAUCAGACCAGUUCAUCAACAGAGGAGCAGGCAGCAUCCGGAACAGUAAAAGUCAAGAUGUUUGCCACAUUGCCUUCGGCUCCAGGGUUCUUGGACCUCCUCCACUCUCUGGCAGACGGAAUAACCUAAGACUUUCCAGUGAGACAGUAAGAUCCACUGGGUCCAAAAAUAGCCAGUUGUGCCAGCAGCCUACAGUGGAGAAGCGUGUUAACAGUGCAGAAGUGUCAGCCUUGCUGACACCUGAGUCUGAGCAGCAAGGAGACAAAGGAAAUAGUCGCCAAACGAAGCAGACCACACCUAUUCCUGAACCAUCAGCAGAGAAGAGUAACAACAGAAGAAGAUUUAGGUUGCAGAGCAGCAGCAGAGAAAGGACAGAGGCACAAGGUGGUAGUUCCUUGGGAAAUAACAGAAAUGAAGAUGGAGAAGAUACCACCUUCAACAGUAUCACACAGCCUUUGAGGACAGAGCCAGUGAGCUCUGGCACUCCAGAACCCCAGGCUCCUGAUCAAGCAGAUGAGUGGGUAUUUCCUGAAACUGCUAACCCGACCUCUGAGCCAGCAUGUGUCAGUCAGUCUUCACUCAUGGAUGGGGACUCAUGCGUGGCUUCACACCUGUGGCUGGAAACCAGCAAGGACAGUGAACCUGACCAAGCAGAGGAAACACAGAUGUCUCCCAAGGACAUUUUCACCUUUUCAUCUAGACCAAGAUCAGCGCCUCAUGGGAAAAGUCAUGAUAUGUUCACCAAGGUGUGCCCGUUUAUUCUGGACCGAAAGGAGGACAACAGAUUGACAAGGAGAGACACCAGGUUGGAAGACGAUUUUUAUGGCAGCGACAGCAGCGAAGAGGAAUACAACUGGAGAAACUAUCAGCCCAGCCAGAUGAGCGAAUCCGAGCUGCAGAUGCUGGCAAGCCUCAGACGGCAGCAGAAUGAAGACCUGGAGGACCCUGGGGCUCCUCAUGGCCUGAGUGCAUCCCAGGUGGACAACUGCAAUGUCAGCAUCAGUACCAGCAGUGAUGACACGACCACAUGGAACUCCUGCCUGCCACCUCCAGUGAACCAGGGCCGUCACUACCAAAAAGAAAUGAAUCCACCUUCUCCAUCUAACCCUCGAGACUGGUUGAACAUGCUGAGCCCACCGAUUGUCCCUCCCAGUCAGCAGCCGGCGGAGCAGCCUCAGGAGUCCUCUGCAAGUUUGAGUGGGCAAGGUGAGGAGGACCCAAGUGUGGAAGAAGAUGAGGAAGUGCUGACUCUGUUGUACGACCCGUGUCUCAACUGCUACUUUGACCCCCAGACUGGAAAAUACUAUGAGUUGGUCUAGCUCCCGCCUCCAGGACUGGAGAUGACCCUGGUCACUGCAGAUGAUCGUGACAGCAACAUCAAGUCCACAGUAGGCUCCGUGGACCUGGGUGUUGGGCAGGGGCUCCCAAGGAGUCUAAAGGAACGGAGAGAAGAGCUCUGUAAAUAAUAUUCAAUGUUAAGUAGGUCUGCAUUCUCUUUGUAGCUGUGUGUACGUGGCUUUAAAACUUGUGAAGGAAUUAAUACAGGCACCAUAUUUUAGGUUUAAAAUUUGUUCUUAGUUGUUAAUUCCAGUCCUCUAAUUCUCAUUCCGUAUAUGUUAUGUAACCAAAUUAAGAAUUACUCAUUCAAAUUUUUCCAGUGUUAAUCUAUAAUAAAUGAUGGCUUGAUACACUAUAGGAAGUAUGUUCUUGUUUAAAAGAUGUCUGAAACCUUU